UUAGUGGAACCACCGGAGCACGGUGAGCUCCUCAAGGAAGGGCAGCCGAUAAAUCAAUUCACUUACAGCGAUGUGUUGGCCAGCAGGGUGCGCUACCGACACGAUAACAGCGAAACAACUGUUGAUAACAUUGAUCUAGAGGUUGAAAUUCUAUCAAAAAGGACCGAUGAUGAAGCGCCGAAACUGCGAAGUACUAUCUACAGUAUACCGGUACGGAUAAAUCCAGUGAAUGAUGCGCCCAAUUUGAAACCUGGAAUUAAUCCAGAGGCGCUUCUCAUUUCCGGUGAAUCAAAGUGA
Molecule: messenger RNA, 297 nt
Organism: Gongylonema pulchrum
Lineage: Eukaryota; Metazoa; Nematoda; Chromadorea; Rhabditida; Gongylonematidae
Source: the annotation of a GenBank genome assembly